UCAAAUAUCACUUUGAUCCAAAACUUUUGUAGCCCAUUAAUGGUCAAUCACCAUUGUUUCCAAUGGUAUAGUCCACCUGAUAAUUGGACCUACUUCAUUUUUUCUAAUGGCGCCCUAAAAUGAUCUUGAAAAACAGAUGGACGGUGUAGAUACAGAAUACAUACAUCAAGGUGGGCCCCAAGGUAAGGGCCGCACUGUCUUGGGUGAAUCGGUGGUCUCACCUAAUCCUCUCCCUUCCAGAAGGGCAUGUUCCCUCGUCUUUGACAGUUCGAAGCAUCCAAAUUUUCAAAGCACCCUUCCUCGUAUCUUCCAAGGUAAUACUUGUCUUCCCUUCCCAUCCCUAUAAAUAAAACCCUCCAAACCCCACUCCCUCAACCAAUCCACACCCUCCAUCAUGGCAAACAACUCUUCUCCAUCACCUCUCUUCUCAUCUCCAACGAUGGGCUUAGGCCUAGACAUAGCCCACCACGCCUUCUUCAAGCCCAUCGAUCAAUCCGCCCCUCCUCCCACCAAACGCCCCACCAAAGUUUCUGUCGUUGGCGCCGGCAACGUUGGCAUGGCCAUUGCUCAGACCAUCCUAACCCAAGACCUUGUAGACGAGCUUGCCCUCGUCGACGCCAAGCCCGACAAACUCCGUGGCGAGAUGCUCGAUCUCCAGCAUGCGGCUGCAUUCCUUCCACGCACCCGCAUCCUCGCUUCCGUCGACUACAACAUCACUGCUCAGUCCGACCUCUGCAUUGUCACUGCCGGAGCGCGUCAGAUACCCGGCGAGUCGCGGCUCAAUCUGCUACAGCGGAAUCUGACCCUCUUUAGGAAUAUAAUUCCUCAGCUCGUUCAUUACUCACCAGAUUCGAUACUCCUUAUCGUUUCCAACCCAGUGGAUAUUCUGACCUACGUUGCAUGGAAACUUUCUGGGCUUCCACCCAACCGAGUCAUUGGAUCAGGGACGAAUCUUGACUCGUCCAGGUUCAGGUUUCUGAUUGCGGACCAUCUGGACGUCAAUGCGCAGGACGUGCAGGCCGACAUCGUGGGGGAGCACGGCGACAGCUCGGUGGCGCUGUGGUCGAGUAUAAGCGUAGGGGGAGUGCCGAUUCUGAGCUUCCUAGAGAAGCAAGAGAUAGGCUAUGAGAAGGAGACGCUGGAGAGAAUCCACAAAGCUGUAGUCGGGUCAGCUUAUGAAGUUAUCAAGCUCAAGGGCUACACCUCGUGGGCCAUUGGCUAUUCUGUAGCGAGCCUGGUGAGAACACUACUCAGGGACCAGAGGCGGAUACACCCAGUUUCAGUCCUUGCCAAGGGCUUCUAUGGGAUCGAGAGUGGGGAGGUGUUCUUGAGCCUGCCUGUGCAGCUCGGGAGAGGUGGGGUGGUCGGUGUGACCAACGUUCACCUGAGCGAUGACGAGGUGCAGCAGCUCAGGGUUUCGGCCGAGACCAUCUUGGAGGUCCAAAACCAUCUGGGGAUAUGACCAUGAUCGUGCUUGAGAUGGGGCCUCGAGUACUAUUGAAAUUUUAGGUUGACUUUGACUCUUUACUAGACUUUCAGCAUAUUUCUUCUUCUUCUUUUUAGCUUUAAUAACGUGGAUUUUUAUGUAAGAUUUUCACAGACACGAAUAUGAGCAAUGGAAAGGAAAAUAAGAGCGUACCAAAUUCAGAUUGAAUGGUA
Magnolia sinica is the source of this 1659-nucleotide messenger RNA. Its product is annotated as L-lactate dehydrogenase B-like. Gene Ontology annotation, cellular component: cytoplasm. NCBI's taxonomy places the organism in Eukaryota, Viridiplantae, Streptophyta, Magnoliopsida, Magnoliales, Magnoliaceae. Gene Ontology annotation, biological process: carboxylic acid metabolic process. The record is from RefSeq and is a predicted model, not a curated record. The coding region runs from base 395 to 1462 and encodes 355 amino acids. The transcript is spliced from 2 exons. Gene Ontology annotation, molecular function: L-lactate dehydrogenase (NAD+) activity.